Messenger RNA from Passer domesticus (house sparrow), 9254 nucleotides. RefSeq names its product potassium voltage-gated channel subfamily C member 2 (gene KCNC2). Gene Ontology annotation, molecular function: protein binding; delayed rectifier potassium channel activity. The record is from RefSeq and is a predicted model, not a curated record. Gene Ontology annotation, cellular component: voltage-gated potassium channel complex; axon terminus; neuronal cell body membrane. Gene Ontology annotation, biological process: potassium ion transmembrane transport; protein homooligomerization. NCBI's taxonomy places the organism in Eukaryota, Metazoa, Chordata, Aves, Passeriformes, Passeridae. Bases 578 to 2329 code for a protein of 583 amino acids. The transcript has 4 exons.
CGCCUCCCCGCGCCCCCCAGGCCGGCAGCGCGGGACCGGAGGGGUGUGUAGGGCUGGCUCGGCUGCCCCUGCCCCCGCCCCGGGGCGGAGCUGCGGCCCCAAAUGAGGCACGAUUUCACCUUUGGGUUCGUCUUCCUGGAGCGCCACUGGAAUUACGGCCGUGCCGGUCCCCGCUCAUGGCUCUGCGCUCCGCCGGUGGUCCCCGCUCCCAGCCCCGACGUGGAGCGGCCGCAUCCCCCCUGUAAAAUGAGGGGAGCGGGAUCUCCGCGCGGGCGGCGGGAGCCGCUGUUACGCCUGUCUGAGUUGAGCACGGAGGGAGGUGAAACAGCCACCUGAAGGCGGGGAAACACCCGAACCGACAACAAGUAGUCUCGCCAGGCAGGGCGGCACGGAGCGCGGCUGGGGCCGGAGCCCGCCCGGGAACAGAAGCCGCUGUCGCUGCUCCGGCAAAGGCAGAAGCUCGUUCCCCACGGACCUCCCGGCGACCGGCUGCCCCCCGCCCAGCGACCGGCGCGCCCCGCUCCCGAUCCCCGCCGCCGCCUCCCGCGCUCUCCCCAGUCAUGUCCCACCCGGAGCGAUGGGGAAGCUCGAGGACAACGAGAGGGUGAUCCUCAACGUGGGGGGCACGCGGCACGAGACCUACCGCAGCACCCUGAAGACCCUGCCGGGGACCCGCCUGGCUCUGCUCGCCUGCGAGUCCCAGAGCGAGUCCCCGGGCGGCGAGGAGCCGCUGCCGCCCCCCAACCCGCCGCCGCCGCCGGCGGGCGGCUGCCCCGAGCCCGGCAGCGGCUGCAGCCCCCGGGGCAGCGGCGGCGCCUGCGAGUUUUUCUUCGACCGGCACCCGGGGGUCUUCGCCUAUGUGCUCAACUACUACCGCACCGGCAAGCUGCACUGCCCCGCCGACGUCUGCGGGCCGCUCUUCGAGGAGGAGCUGGCCUUUUGGGGCAUCGACGAGACCGACGUGGAGCCCUGCUGCUGGAUGACCUACCGCCAGCACCGCGACGCCGAGGAGGCCCUCGACAUCUUCGAGGCACCCGACCUGCUGACGGGCGAGCCGCCCCCCGACGGCGACGACGACGACUUGGCCGCCAAGAGACUGGGCAUCGAGGACGUGGGGGCGGCCGCCGAGGGCAAGGGCGGGCGCUGGCGGCGGCUGCAGCCCCGAGUCUGGGCGCUCUUCGAGGACCCUUACUCCUCCCGUGCCGCCAGGUUCAUCGCUUUUGCCUCUUUAUUCUUCAUCUUAGUUUCAAUCACAACCUUCUGCCUGGAAACACACGAGGCUUUCAACACUAUUAUAAACAAAACUGAACAGGUCAUCAACGGGACAGAAGCCGUGUUACAGUAUGAGAUUGAGACAGAUCCUGCACUGACAUACGUGGAAGGAGUCUGCGUGGUAUGGUUUACAUUUGAAUUUUUAGUACGUGUUAUUUUUUCUCCCAACAAACUUGAAUUCAUCAAAAACCUCUUGAAUAUCAUUGACUUUGUGGCCAUCCUGCCCUUCUAUCUAGAAGUGGGCCUGAGUGGGCUCUCCUCCAAAGCUGCUAAGGACGUGCUUGGUUUCCUCAGGGUGGUAAGGUUUGUCAGGAUCCUCCGAAUUUUCAAGCUCACUCGGCACUUCGUGGGCCUCAGGGUGCUGGGCCACACUCUGCGAGCCAGCACCAAUGAAUUUCUGCUGCUGAUAAUAUUCCUGGCACUUGGUGUUUUGAUAUUUGCCACUAUGAUCUACUACGCGGAGCGGGUGGGAGCCCAGCCUAAUGACCCAUCAGCAAGUGAACACACACAGUUCAAAAACAUCCCUAUCGGCUUCUGGUGGGCUGUAGUCACCAUGACCACCCUGGGAUAUGGGGAUAUGUAUCCACGGACUUGGUCAGGCAUGCUGGUGGGAGCCCUGUGUGCACUGGCGGGAGUGCUCACCAUAGCCAUGCCCGUGCCUGUGAUAGUUAACAAUUUUGGGAUGUACUACUCCCUGGCCAUGGCAAAGCAGAAGUUGCCAAGGAAGCGAAAGAAGCACAUCCCUCCUGCUCCUCAAGCCAGCUCACCCACCUUCUGCAAGACAGACUUGAACAUGGCCUGCAAUAGCACACAGGGAGACAUCUGCCUGGGCAAGGACAACCAGCUGAUGGAACACAACAGAUCAUCAGUGUUAUCAGGUGAAGACAGUGCAGGAAGUGAGCAGCCACUCUCACCUGGUGAAAGGCUCCCUCCCAUCAGACGUUCUAGUACAAGAGACAAAAACAGAAGAGGGGGAACAUGUUUCCUACUGACAACAGGUGAUUACACGUGUGCUACUGAUGGAGGGAUCAGGAAAGGUAUGGACUUCUUUCAUUAGAUCAUAAAAGGUUACUCAGCAAUGUGCUUGUGAAAAACAAUCUUAGAGUAAAAUGAUGUGCACAAUGCUCUAAGAGGAAAGACUGUACUCACAAUGUACCUUUUUUUCCUUUACUCCUAGUCAUUCUUUUCCUUUUAGAAACACUCAUCCCCUUUAGUCUUCAAAAAAUGUGCUUGAUGUUGGACCCUCAUUUCACUUGUGUCUUCAUUUGUCCAUAACCUCUAGUGGAAAAGCCUGCAAUUCAGACCUUGUUCAUUCAACCACUCAUCACUCAAUAUAACUUGUCAUUCUAAAAGACAAAUUAAUCAUAUUAUAACUGUGGUCCGCUCUUAAUAAAAUUGACAGCUGAAUACACUUUAAAGGUUGACAUGUCAGAAGUAAGCAACAUUUCUGAACACAAAAAAGCAUAUCCUGAGAUGCUAUUUAGAUUUCUUUCAAACAAAAUUUUGAGCCUAUAAUGCCAAAAAAUAUUUUUAUUCCUUGGCAGUACACCACUGAUACCAAAAGAUUCCUGUCUACCCCAGCCGUAAUUCAGCUAUGUAGUAAAACAAUGCUUGACCUUGCAAGGUGUUAAAAAUGCCUUUCCAGUUAUUUAACCUCCUCAAAUCUAAUUACUUGCUUCUCAGUAGGAUGGGACUGCCCAGGUGGAGUUUGUAAAACUGUUUUGUGCUUGUAUCUCCCACAUGACUGAUUGUUUCUACCCCAGUAGGCCACAUCUGCCUGUGGCUGCAAACCUAGCAUCAGGAAACAGCCCUAAGAUCAGCAUGCCUGUGGUAGUCUUCCCAUUUCCUUGGAUAGGAACUGCUUUUGUUUCUUAGCAAAUUAUAUUCCUCUGACCUUGUAACAUUCAGACAGAUUUUGCAUUCCUGAGUGAAGUGUAGUUGUUCACCUCAGUGAUUACCUGAAGUAGCCAUGUGGCACUGGACAAAUAUUUUUGCUCAAGAUUUUUCUGCCUUUUUUUUUUUUCCCAAACUUUCUUGCUGUAUAACAAACAUAGCUGUCCCAGCAGCCAUAUAUCUAAAGGAAUUCUCUUGGGUUGUUCUGCCAAUGCUCUUUUUGCAUUCAAAGCAUAAGCUCAGUAGGCUAAACCUGUGAAGGCAGAUAUGCAACCAGUUCCACGUGUAUGGCACUUGUGGAGUAUGACUCUAUGCUCGGGCAUUUUACGUACUCCUGUGUAUAAGGUUUAGCUUAAAUGAAAAAUCAUUGCAAGCAUGUUUUUGCACGAAUUUACUACAUUUUUCACUGAGCAUAUAUUUCACUGUCUCUCAACAACUAGGAUUAUUUAAAAUAUCUCUAAUGCUAAGAGUCUUUGAGGAGGUCAAGAACACCUGGAUAAGGUAGGGUACCAUGGCAUCUUGCAUGAUCAUCUUUUUGACUUCACUCAGCAAGUUAGGCUGGUAACCAUGACUAGAGCAGAUCAGAAAUAAUAAAAGAAGUUACCCAUCGGCUACUAAAGACAUAUUUAUAUAACAGUAAAGCCUAUUUUAUCCUGGAACAUUUUGAUUUGUAAAUCUAGAUUUAAAAGAAAAUUUUUUUGGUAGUUUUUGUAGGUUUUGUAGUUUUUACUAGAAAACUGGGGCUUAAGGUCAGAAUGGACAGUUUUUUGAUGAGAAAUAUGCUAUUUGCCUGGCUCUGAUGAUAAUCUUAGUUGAAGCUGAAAUAUUUUAGUCACUGGCUUUGGAAUGUAUUUUAUACAGAGUGGGGAAGUUAAUCCAUAAGCAGAAAAUAUCUUCAAGUAAUAUACAAAUGGGUUUGAAUGCUUGAAUGUCAUUCGCACAUCAAGUCUACUACCUCUACAUUUUAUUUUACCCUUUCUUUCUUUCCUUCUUUUGGUACAUUCUUCUUGCUUGGUUUGUUCCUUGGUUGAUUCUUCUUGUUUGGUUUGUUCCUUAGUUGAUUCUUGGUUGUUCAGUUAUAAUUUAUUCUGAGCUUUUUUGCAUCUCCAUUUCCAGGAUGAUACUGAUUCGGAGCUGAUCCACUAAAAUACCUGAAAAGUACUGAUUUUGGAUCAUGCAUCUCUCACUAUUCAUCUUGUGUAUCUGGUUUUCAUUUUUUAGGAGUUUCUCCUUUGUUUAUAAUCUUUACCAUCAUCCUCUCUCAGUUCUUUCCUUUUAUCAUUAGAAGAGUAGCAAGAAAAUAAUCUUAAAAACUACUUUCCUAGCUUCUAUGUGAAAAAGCUAUCUGAUUAUUUUGAUUUGUUUUUAAUAAGCUUUAUGUUUACAGGGAGUUUAAAUAUAUACACUAGCAUUGUGCUUCUCUUUAAUUCCCUUUUCAAAAAUAAUUCUUUCUAGUCUGGGUAGAUACUGAAAGAAACUCAGAAACUGGAGGCUGUUUCAGAAAUGUAUCAGAAUUCUGUGUAGUAUCACAGUCUAGUCUGCCCUUGCCAUCUGGAGGGAACAUUGCAUAAUGUUUUAGCAGACAUGACGUUAUACAUUUGCUUUAAGUGUAGUUUUACAGUAUGCAGAUUUCAGGAUAAAAAUGUGUUAAUUGUUGUAAGGGGAGAGCCUAAGAUAUGAUUUUUCCUAAAGAUGCCAUUAACUGUCUGUUACUUAGAGACCUAGAAUUUGAGCCAGUAACUGUUUUAAUCAGGAAAAAAAAAAAAAGUUUGUUGACAUUCCAUGUCGUGUUUAGCUUUACUGUCAUUGGUAUUUUAAGGUUUCUGGGGGGAAAAAGUCUCAUUAUUUCCCUAUAAGCAAUUUAGACCUGAAUAUUUUAACCUGACAAAUGCUUAAAUGCAUACUUGUCUUCAAGGAAAUAAGUAGUACCACUGAAAUCAGUGAGAUUUCUCAUGCUUGCACUGAAGCUUGCUCCAUGUACUUCAGGAGCAAGGUCCUGCCUGGAUUAAUCUUUGUUGUAUUUCCUUGCUGAUAUCUUCAGGUCGACAAGCAGAUCUGUUACCUAACAAAUGGGGCUAUUCAGCAGCUGCUGAAAAUAGUUGAAUAUGAAGAUAGUGAUGCAGUGAACAGCAAUGUUUUUUUGUUGGUUUACAGCAUAGCCUCUUCAAAGUGAAACAAUUCACAGUAGCAAAAAAUAGGUAGCUAGAGCUCACAGUGUACGUGAACAGAAAUAUCUGUAAGUGCAAUGUUCCCUUCAAAUUGUGAAGCAUUAUGUGGUUGCCUCAUUUAAUAAUUAAUAAUUUACUACUUGCCUAUAUGGAUUAAUACCGUUGAUUUUGUUCAAAUCAUCUGGAAAAGAAGCACAAAUUCAAUGUUUUAAGUUUGCCAUUGAGGCGGUAUUUACAAAUAUGUCAAACUUUGCUGUCUUAUUAGACUUCAAAAUUAGAAGCCUAAGGGUUAAUAUUUUUGAAGAUAAAGCUUCUAUAUUAUCAUUCAGUCCUCUGAAAAACUGGUUUACACAUACUGUAUAAAAUUUAUCUGGUUUCUGGUUUAUUUAUUUUAAAGAAAAAAUUGUGCUUUAUUCGGAAUUGAAUGUAGCAGAGCUUAUGUAAUUCUGACAGUUUCUGUAGUCUGUCUUAAUGGAUUUUCGAUUAUGCUUAGCCAGAUAGCUCAGUCACUCUGGUGGGAUCACUUCUCUUGCUCUCUGUGCAACCCUGCUGAAGCCCACAGUGUGAUUCUAAGUGCAAGAUGGGAUGUGGAAGAGCAGGUCAGACCUCUUGUGUGGUGGUCUGUUUAAUUUUUUUGGGAAAAACUAGAUGCAUUAAUUUGUAAAUAAUUUUAUUUAUUAGUAUCUUUUGGUAGUAAUGUGUCUCAGCACUGAGUUCUUUUGCAGGCAGAUUCCCUCUGAGUCCCUGAUAGCUCCUUGGGUUACAUUACAUUGUACUGUUUGUCUUUGUCUAUUUUUUUGGCUGAAUUCAACUGAUGUCUGUGCAUUUUCUCAUACAAGGCUAUGAAAAAUCUCGAAGCCUAAACAACAUAGCUGGCUUGACAGGCAAUGCUCUGCGACUGUCUCCAGUAACAUCACCCUACAGCUCACCUUGUCCUCUAAGGCGCUCUCGGUCUCCCAUCCCUUCCAUCUUGUAAACCAGAUGGCAUCAAUCGGCUACAUAGUAUUAAAUCUAAUACUGUUUACCACAUACUGGAAAUAAAUGUAGCAUUAAGCAUAGGCUCCACAAAUAUGGUCUAACUCCUGCAUGAUACAACUGUCAGUAGUAAGAAAAGCCACUUGGGUACCUGAAGAUUUUUGUCUUGGCUUUUAAAGAUUACUUCAGGUAGCAUUUCUCCUUUUAUCUACUAUAUUGUCCUACUUUCCUGUGGCAAUAAAAGGACAGUUAGUGGAUGCUUUUGUCCAUAUAAUCAAUAAAUAAGCAUAUUUUCAGGGAGAUUUACUUAAAAUAAUGUGCUUCCAAAUAAUUAUCAGUCACUCCAUUGAACCUUCAUUUCUUGUGACUCUAAUCCAUUCUGAAGAUGUCUGCUCUGAAGGGUCUGCUCAUUUGCAUGGACCAUCCUGUCUCCAUCACCUGACAAGCAGUGUUGCGGAUCGUGGAGACCACAGAGGGCUCUGGAUAUGUGUUCUCACUUUGUUACCAUCCUGCUGAAAUGAAAGCACUGAUAAACUGGUCUGCAUGUGGGAUUGUUUUUCUGUGUUUAACCUUUUCCUUUAUUUUUUUAACUAUCUACUUGUUUAUAAACGACUUUAUUUUGCGAUUAACUUAUUUCGGUGCUGGAUUGCUGUAUCAGAGUUCUGAAUGUCUCCGGUUGUUUGCACACAGAUAACUGCAAAGAGGUUGUCAUUACUGGUUACACGCAAGCAGAAGCCAGAUCUCUUUCUUAAUGGCUUGGGGAAGGCACAAAACAUGCAAGAAAGGUAAACGCCAUCCAGACUUGCAAUUUUAAGCUAGCAAGUGCUGCUUGGUACUGUAGUAUUUUAUCUACUCCAGGGUUCUUCAACAUUUUCAGAUGCUGAGUACCAAGUAAAAUUGAAACAAUUAUUGGGGGCUUUUUUUUUGCCAUUGUAAGAGGGUAGCAGUUCUCAAGUCGGGUUUUUGACCAGCCUUAUACCUCUGGCUAGUGGGCUUCAAAAAUUUCUUCAUUCAAUGUUUUUUGAGGUGCUUUGUCCUAUGUGUUGUUUGUCUGUCUGUUUUGCAACCUGUCUCCUUGUAUUCUCCAUCUGUCUCCAUUAAAGCACAGAGAUACUGUUAAAAUGCCCCCCUCUUUUAAGUUGAACUAAGAACACUUUUUCUCCUUUUCUCUUUUUUUCAUAUGGACUAUACAUCCAUGUAUAGAUAGAAGUAUACAUAUUUUUCAAGUGCAGUUAGUAUCAACUAGACUAACUCGUGUGCACUCCUAAGGUUUUUUGAGCGGCUUUUCAGCACUGACCGGUUGCCUAUUGCAUCAAUCUUCCUCCCAGCAACCAGCAUUCAUUACAAUUUUGAAGCUGUAUCUCCUCUAGUGGCUUUUUCAUUCAAUAUUAACCUCUGUUUAUGCAACAGGACAAAUGCAAUGGCAAAUUUGAGGUUCUGGGCUGGUGAGGAAAAAUUACCCUUAAACUGUAGAGUUUUAGAACUACAUGGGGAAGGCCAUAAUGACUGAAUCUUAAGUGAUCCUUGAAAUUGUUGAAUAAUACCUGACUGUCAUGUUUUACUUUUUUGUUAGGAAAAGAAAUUAUAUUUAUUGUUGACCAUGUAACAUGUUCUGUAUAUAGCCAAGCCCAAUAGCAUGACCUGCAUGUCAGAAUUCUUGUACAAUAAUGUAGUUAUCAAAGUAUACAUUUCUGAUAUUUAGAGAUGUACAUUGAUUUACUUUUGGUAAAAUAUUGUCAAUAGAGAGAUAAUUGCAAACAGCUUUUAGCAAAUGAAUUAAUAUAAUAUCUGGUGCUGCUGUUAUAUUAACUACAGUGUUGUACAGAAUUUAUCAUGGAUUUUUGACUGCUGAAAAAGGGACAAUGGAAUUUAGCCAUACCAAGGACUGUACUGGAAAGAGACUGCUGCUGCUGAAUGGGCCCUGAUAAACGACUCACACCUUGAGGAGGUCACUGAGACUUUGCGUGCGAAGCAGAGCUUGUUAAAGAAGAUGAAAGACCGCUCAUAAUUACUGCUGCCAGAGGAAGGGGUGACUAGUCACUGUUGAUGAGUCAGUGUAAAUAAAACGUGUGUGCAUGGAAAAUCAGUUUUUAUCUAUAUCAAGGAAAGCUGAAUUCAUGUCAUCAUUGCUAAGGUUCCAUGCAAAGACCCCCACCCCUGUGUUUAUUAUUCCUGGUUCCUGCAGUAAGCUGUGCUGUGGAUCAUACAAAGACACACGCUUAAUAAUGAUAGUGAUGUAAACUACAUCUGUCUUGACUUCUGUCAUACUAAUGGCAUAUAUUGCAAAAGUCACAAAUUUGAACAGAGUAGGUUUACAUAAGUCUUUGCUUUCUCAGUUUGCCAUGACCUAAAUUGUUAUGAAUUGUAGUGUACAUGCCAAGUCCUAAGUUUACUUUUCACUUUGAUAACAAAAAUGUGACUGCAGACAAACAUCACUGACUUUGUUCACAGCACACAGUCUUCUUUCAUUGUUACCUCAAACUAUAAGUAUUAUCAGAAAUAAAAUUCUGGCAGCAAGAAUAUUUUGUGGUUUUUUUUUUUUUUAAUUCAAAGUGUUGCAAACCCAACAUCAAUAAGUAUAAAAAUUGUAUUAAAAUUAUAUUCUAUAAAUGUAUAUUUUACAUAAAAUAUAUAUUCUUUGAUAAGUUAUUUUCUGUGAUUUUUGUGGUAAAUGGAUCUAGUCUAUUCUAUGUUUAUGAGACAUUGUAGUGCUACGAUGUGGUAAUUAUGUUCUCUCCAUCCUAUUCAGUGGGAAAUUCUCCAGAAUCUGUUUUGUCACCCUGGUGUCCCGAUUGUAGGGACCUGUCCCAGUUGUGAAAUCUCUGUAUCGUGGAACUUCUGUGAACAUGUCAAGGUGCAUGCACAAUCCUGGUGGAAACCAGUGGAAAUGUAAUACCUGAAUUGGAGAAUAAAAGGCAAAAGACCUGGGGAGGAACUUGGAACAUA